Molecule: messenger RNA, 1892 nt
Organism: Pelagomonas calceolata
Lineage: Eukaryota; Pelagophyceae; Pelagomonadales; Pelagomonadaceae
Source: the annotation of a GenBank genome assembly
AGGAUUUUACAUCGGCAAACUGGCGCCGACAGCGCGUACGAGCGCCCAGGGCUGCCUCGCGCCACUAUAAGCGUUCAAAAACGAACGAAGGGCUGCCCCCGACAUCAUCGACGCGCCUACGACAAAUAACCAUGGUCAACCUCCACGCCCCCAAGCGGACCAUCCCGCGCACGCGGCCGAAGAAGCAACCGAAAGCGGAGCCCAAGGACUCCAUCCGGGCGCAGCUCGACCAGGCCCAGCAAGGGUUAGAUAGCAUGCGGGAGCUCGUCGACGUUUUGGAGGCCGAGAACGUGUCCUUCGGUAGAUAUAUUGAAAGUGCCAAAGGAAGUUCUAGUGACGAGGAACCGGAACGCCAGCGGGGCGGCCUCGCGGACGACGGCGAGUCCUGCUUCCUGACGGGGCUGCACCACCCGGGCGUGUCGCCGAUCGCGUCGCCCCGGCGCGUCGACGAGUCCGAGUCCGACACGGCGUCUUCCUCAUCCUCGGAGUAUGAUGGAGAGGCGAAGCUCGAGGCGGCGAUGUUGGAUUGUGCCGUCGCCAAGCGAAAGGCCAAGCGGAACGCGCGGCGCGGCACUAUCAAAUUACGCGCGGACGACGAGCGCGAGGUCAAGUCGUAUCAGGAAUCGGUGGAUAAGCUCAAAGCCGAAAGAAGGCGCAAGGAGGAGGACUUACAACCGAAGCCCAUGGUGCGGACGGUGCACGACUGCCCCGAAGCGAUUUCGAGGUUGGCCCGGCCCGAGCCGAGGCCCGAGCCACGAAUCUACUCGGAACCCCAACCCACGUUCCAGGCGAAGCCCCUUCCAAAAACGUACGGCGCGCCCGCCGCGCGGAGCGGCACGAUCGUCGAGCGCUCGCAAGCGUGGCUCGCGGAGAAGCGCGCGCUCCGCGACGCGGAGAGAGAAAGGAGGCGCAAGGAGAAGGAGGCGGAGGUGACGGCGAAGCCCCGGCUCGCGGACCCCGAGGCCUGGGCCAAGGCCAAGGACGAGGUUUCGACGCGGCGUCCUCGAUGGCGUGGAGAGGUGCCCAUACGCCAUCGCCGCUGCCGAGCGAGUGCCGAGACGCCAUCCAACCUUCGCGUCGAUGGCGUGAAUGGUGCCGAGACGCCAUCGACGCGACACUACCUCACCGGUCGCACCGAGAGAACGCCAUCGACGCGACGCUACAUCACACAGGCGCGGGCGGCGCGCGCCAAGGCGGAACUGGAAGAGCUCGAACGCGAACAGAUGAAGGAACUGCGCGAAGCCAAGAAAGAUCAGCUCCGCCGGCAGAAGGCCGACGAGAUCGCGGCCAUGCGCGCGGCGCUGAAGGCCCAAGCGCAACAGCGCGCGGCGAAGCGGGGCAAGCGAAAGGAUGGACGCAGGGCCACGGACCCCACGAAGGCGUCGCGCUUGGCCGCGCACAAGCGCGCUUUGGUGCCGGAACAGGCGUCGACCGUGGCCGACGAGGAGGAGGAGCGGCCCGUGACGGCCGAGGACCCGUACCGCGGCCUCGAGCCCUUCCGCCUCAACUCCGCCGCGCUGCGCAUCUUAGAUGGAGAGCGGGGCUCGUCGGACGACGAGGCGUCGAUCGCGUCCGAGGCGCGGGAAGCCGCCGACCGGCUCGACGAGACGCUCGCGGCCUCGCCUGUGCGCGAGGAGGACGACGUGGGCUUCUUCGACCCGACGUCGUCGGAGGAGCGCGGCCGGAAGCGAGUCCGGGACGCGCGGUUGUUCGAGCCGUCAAGUAUGCGGCGCGCCGUCGCCGAGGACGGCGUCGUGCUGCUGCUGGGCGAGCUGGCGGAGCACCCGCGCACGGAGCACGUCAUCUGCGUGCUGUUUGAUCGCUCCAAAUUCUCGGAGCGGGCGGCGCUGCAGUGGUGGCGCGAGGGCGGGCGGGAGGUGUGUGAGCGGUAA